Messenger RNA from Phaedon cochleariae (mustard beetle), 2093 nucleotides. NCBI's taxonomy places the organism in Eukaryota, Metazoa, Arthropoda, Insecta, Coleoptera, Chrysomelidae. The record is from the annotation of a GenBank genome assembly.
AGUCUGUAGUGAAGUGAUCCCGAUAAUUAUUUUUAAUUUCUUCAUUUCGAGCAAUUUCAAGUUUUUCGACAUCAACCUCUUCAAACUUACACAAUCCACAACUGAUUAUCUCGUAUCACAUUGAAAAACGUAUAUUUCGGACGAACAUGGAUAGAAAUCGGGGCUAUCGAGGAAAAAACCCAAACGCUUUUGGUGGCCGAGGCAGAGGCGACGCGAGAAAACCCUGGCGCCCAAACUUCAAUAGCGGGCCAACCGAUCAAGACUCGAAUGGAGCAAGGCCCUGGAGAUCCAAUUUCAACCAGGGUGACUCCCAGGAGGGCUCUUUCCAAAUGAACAACCAAGUGCGGCCGAAUAGAGGUCAAUGGACGCCGAAUUUCAACCGGGCACAAGGUACUGAUAUGAAUCAUCAGCCUUGGCAACAGAACUACAGUCCUAGGGCGCCGAAUCAGCAGUGGCAGCCUAGAUUCAGUGCACCCCAAGUUAAUGAUGGGUACUGGGUGGAUAGUUAUAGUGCUGUUGGCAGCAACCAGAUGAAUCAAGGUAAUUUCAUGCCCAGGCAGCAAAAUUACAAUAACUCAGGUCAAAAUAAUUAUGAAAACAGGCGCUUUCCACAAUAUGGAAAAAGGAGACCAUAUGACAAGUCUAUGAGGGGGGGCCAACCACGUCCAAGUAGGCCUAGACAAGAAUAUCAGAGUAAUGAGCCAGAAAUAGUAAUAGAACCUGUCUUGUCCCCAUUAGAGAAAAAAGUUGAAACACUGAUAAAUGCAGUUCAAGCUCAAGAGUUUGGUAUAGGCCACAUAGUCCUUACACAAAACAACAAUGAAAUACCUCCUGUGUUGCUAAACAAUGCAGUUCAUCAAGUGAAGAACUGUACUCUUACAGUAGACCGUGAUGAAUCAAAUGGUUAUUCACAAUUGAAAAUAAAUGACCAUACUAUAGUUGAGGGAAUGUACUCAUCCAAAAAGGAUGCCAAAGAAGCUUUGUAUGAGCUAGGACUUGAAUUCCUCAAAUGCAAAUGUUUCUAUAUUACAUCAAAAUCACACUAUGAUGAAGUUUCUAUGGAUGACUUGUCAAAAAUUAAUGAAGAACAGAAGCCUGCUAGCUCUUUUGCAGGUAGUAAAGCCCAUCAAAUGAUGCUGAAAAUGGGAUGGGGUGGCAAAGGACUAGGGACCCAAGAACAGGGAGAGGAAAAGAGUGUAGCAGAGAAGAUUGUGGAGAACAUCACAAGGGAAGGUUUGGGUAAUAAGAAUGUAUUCCAGGAAGUAGACAAAAUCCUUGCUGACUAUGCACGCUCUGUUAAAACAACAACUAUAGCUUUUGACUCCAGCUUCACUAAAGAAGAACGUGCACAGAUCCAUCAAAUUGCUGCUAAGUAUCACUUGAAAUCUAAGAGUGAGGGUGGGUUCAAUCUGCGGCGUAUCACCAUAAGCAAGAAGAUGAGCAAAUGGAUUCUUGUGCGUCAGCUGUUGAUGGCAGGACCAGGACUUGAAAAUGAAUCCUACAUUCUGACAAUUCCUGAAGAGUUUGAAGAUUUGUACAAGGAGUUAUUCAAAGAGGAACUGGAAGCAAUGGAAGCAAAGAAUCAGGAAGAAGAAGAAGUGGCUUGAGUGUAUCCAGGACUUGCUGUGUGAAGUAUUAAUUUAAGAACUUGCUCUUCAUAAAGAGAUAGGUUAGGAUAUUUCAAAAGCAAAGCAUGGUUCACAUCAUUGGGAACCUAAUAGCACAUGGUAAAGUAAAUUUCCAUUCAUGAAAAAUUCCUAGAUGUUUUAUUUUUUUCUGAAGUCUGAAUCAUGGAAAAUAAUGUCUUAAUGCUGAUUUAGAGAUGGGAUACAUGUGACUAUGCCAGGUGAAUUUUAUAUAAUAGGGUUGAUCUAAUUAUUUGAAAUUAAUGUGGAUAUGAAAAAUUAUUAGUAAUAUGUAUGAUUUCUAUAAGGUAGUUUAUCUUUGACAAGUUAUUUAAUGUUCCAUUUUAGGAUGUUAAAUAUGAGGACACAGUAACACCCUACUGAAAAAAUUUGGUCCAUACCAAAUUUAGAGAAUUCGAAUUAAUAUGGAUAUCAAAUUUGAUUGAAGAGGCAAAAGGCUUUUCAUUU